AGAGUAAUGGCUUGCGCCUCUAUUCGCACACCAAGUUUUCUUUGCUUUCUCGGUUUCUCUCUGCGGUGUGUGUUUCUCGCCGACACAAGUCCCAGUUCAUCCAAGCCUCUUGCAGAGACACGCACGCAUUGGUUUUUUCUUUUCUCUUCUCUCCCUUUGCUGCUCGUGGUCAACCAUGCGUUACGCAAAGGUCGUGUUUCUGCUGUGCGCUGCGCUGGUCGUUCUGAACGCAGCCGCCACCCCAGCAGCAGCAGCAGCGCCGACGCAGGCUGAGUGCAGUGCGUUGUACACGUGCGUAAACAGCGACCCUUCGCGCCAGACCAUUAUCCCCUCGGCAGACCAAUGCCUCUGCUGCUCCUCCGCGAACAUAACGGAUUGCAGCGGCUCGUCCAGGUUGUGCUUGACAGACUACUGCACGGUGUGUUCAGGCUCGGCGGCUGCAUCCAACUCUGGCCCCUGCACGGCGUGCUUCACUGGCUACCAGCUUGCGAACGGCGUUUGCGCGCAGUGUAAAGUUCCCCACUGCGACGAGUGCACGACAAACUCUACCGGCACCCUUCCGACGUGCAACCUGUGCAGUAACGGCUUCCACUGGAACAACGGUGAGUGCGACGCGAACACCGCCGACUCGGGCGCCAGCGGGAGCGGCAGGGGCAGUGCGUCGAGCUCUCGUGGCGUGACGCAGUGCCGUGCAGCGCACUGUAAAACAUGCAGCAGCACCGCGGCCACGCAGUGUGCGCAGUGCGCCGACGGUUACGCGUUCGACGUUUCCAACGUCUGUGUCAGCUCCUGCAAGGUGAACCACUGUGACCUGUGUUACAGCAACAGAACGAAUGACUGCCAGCUGUGUUCAGCCGGGUACACGUGGAACAACCUGCAGUGCGUGCAGGGUCCGGGGUGCCGUGUGGGCCAUUGCACACAGUGCAAGGGCGGGAGCUCACCGACAUCCUCUGGCAGCGAUCCCGAGAGCACGUGCGUGGUGUGCGAGAGCGGCUACACGCUGACCAACGGCUACUGUGUGGCGUCCUCCACGUGCACAGUGGCCAACUGCGCUGCCUGCAGCAAUUCCCCCGAUCAGUGCACCACCUGCAACCCGGGCUUCCGCCUCGUGAACGGCACGUGCUCUCCCGUGGAGUGCCGCGUGGCCGACUGCGUGGAGUGCAUCACGGGCGACCCCACCAAGUGUGCGCGGUGCGCGCCUCCAAAGAUCGUUGACACGGUCACCUUCCAGUGCAUCACGAGCGGCAGCUGCAGCGUCAGCCACUGCAAAACGUGCAGCCCCGUCAGCGCAUCCGUGUGCGACACCUGCGACGCCGGCUACACCCUGUCGGCUGACAAGACGACUGCACGGCGGACGUCACCUCCACCACGACGCCAACAACGCCGUGCAGCGUGCCGAACUGCAUCACGUGCGUCGCCAGCGACCCCAACACCUGCCAGUACUGCCGGAGUGGCUACUACACGUCCAACGGCCAGUGCGUGCCCACCAGCAGCUGCUACGUGGGCAACUGCGCACAGUGCAUGCUGCGCGACAGCACCAAGUGCUCCACGUGCCGCAACGGCUACCUCCUCAGCUCCACCUACACCUGCCUCUCGCAGCACGUCAACGUGA
Messenger RNA from Leptomonas pyrrhocoris, 1612 nucleotides. Its product is annotated as surface antigen-like protein. Bases 176 to 1612 code for a protein of 478 amino acids. NCBI's taxonomy places the organism in Eukaryota, Euglenozoa, Kinetoplastea, Trypanosomatida, Trypanosomatidae. The record is from RefSeq and is a predicted model, not a curated record. The transcript has a single exon.